AUGCUAGUUUUGCUUCUUCUUUUCUCUGCUGUGUUUGCCGCUCUAAGGGAUAAAGCUUAUUUUUUCGAUAAAUUGUCCGAAGUGCGUGUAGAAAUCAGCCAAUGCAGGGAGGAUGCGGACCUAAACAUGGAUGAGCAAAAAUUAAACUUGGGAGUGUUGGAGUGGUCUCGUUUUAAUAUGCACUUCUGUUGCAAAUGCGCACGAAAGGCUAAAAGUUAUCACGAUCGUAAGAUUAAAGACCCUAACUAUACGAUGGUCACACAAAGCGCAUGGCAAACGGUGGACUCGGAAGAUCUGGCAAAGGAAAUCGCUAGAAAGGUGAUCAUUGACAUACGUGACGAAACGUUUAAAGAAGAGUUGCAAAGACUGCACGUCGGAUGUGCAUUGAAAAACAGAUUCUAUCUUCGCAUCUUUGGUAUCACGGCUGUAUGUCUUGUUUACCAGGACCCGGUGUUUGAUAUCAAGCUUUAA
Messenger RNA from Cylicocyclus nassatus, 471 nucleotides. NCBI's taxonomy places the organism in Eukaryota, Metazoa, Nematoda, Chromadorea, Rhabditida, Strongylidae. The record is from the annotation of a GenBank genome assembly.